UCUAGAUAAACAUCAUGUCAAUGGGAACAGAAUGGUUGAACCUUUCCCAGAGGGAACACAGAUGGCUCUGUUUGGUAUGGGCUGCUUCUGGGGAGCUGAGAGGAAGUUCUGGAGGCAGAAAGGAGUUUACUCCACUCAAGUGGGUUAUGCAGGAGGACAUACCCCAAACCCCACCUACAAAGAGGUGUGCUCAGGCAGAACUGGGCACACCGAGGCCGUCCGGGUGGUGUUUGAGCCACAAAACAUCAGCUUUGAGCAACUGCUCAAGGUCUUCUGGGAGAAUCAUGACCCGACACAAGGGAUGCGGCAGGGGAACGACGUCGGCACUCAGUAUCGCUCGGCCAUCUACACCUUCUCCCAGGAGCAGAUGGAAGCUGCCCUGAGAUCCAAGGAGGAAUACCAGAAGGUGUUGACGAAGGGAGGCUUUGGCCCCAUCACCACGGAGAUCCGGGAGGCUCCCGAGUUUUAUUACGCCGAGGAAUAUCACCAGCAGUACCUCAGCAAGAAUCCCGGCGGCUACUGCGGCCUGGGCGGGACGGGGGUUUCCUGCCCCAUCGGCCUCAGGACAUAGCCUGUGCUCGCUCCACCACCUCCUCCUCACUGUAGAGAGCUUGGGAAAACACACCCAGGAGCCCCGGUGGAUGUUCCCCCAGCAUCCCUGGAUAAAGAUUCGGGAAUCUGCUGGGGAGGCUUUCCGUAAUCAUAAGUUUUCUGCUUGUUGACAUCAAGAGCCAAAGUAGAGGCAGGAACUGGUCCUGUCGCAGCUUCUUGCUCUGUGCAGCUCCCGGGGUUUCCUUGUUGUCUGGAGAGGUGGAAAGAGAUCCAAACUUCCGAAAGUUUGCCUCGGAAUGCUGUUAAAAGGGUGAAUUAGGAGGUGGUUGCACCCGUAGCUGCUUCACAUUUCCAGCGCCUUUGGGCUUGUUGAUCUUCUUAGGUUAAAUAAUUUCCUGGUGUUCCCAGAGCUUUGACUUCUGGAGAUGUGGUUGGGUUCUUUACCUGUCACAGCCCUGGAAUCUGAUGUCUUUGGGAAUGAUGAAUUGACCAGAUCAGUGAUUCUCCUACCACAACUCCGCUUUCAUGGCAUUUAGUACCACCUGUAUUGCCUAUUCUCUGAAAUUAUUUUGGCCAGAAAAAGUCAAAAUUGUAAUGUGAUGCUUCUUUUUGACAGUUCCAAGAAGUGAAUAAACACAAAAAAGAAAUCA
Molecule: messenger RNA, 1202 nt
Organism: Cyanistes caeruleus (blue tit)
Lineage: Eukaryota; Metazoa; Chordata; Aves; Passeriformes; Paridae
Source: RefSeq, a predicted model, not a curated record